This is a messenger RNA of Cucurbita pepo subsp. pepo (vegetable marrow), 3700 nucleotides long. RefSeq names its product Leucine-rich receptor-like protein kinase family protein (gene BAM3). Gene Ontology annotation, molecular function: receptor serine/threonine kinase binding; protein kinase activity; ATP binding. Gene Ontology annotation, biological process: protein phosphorylation. Lineage: Eukaryota; Viridiplantae; Streptophyta; Magnoliopsida; Cucurbitales; Cucurbitaceae. The record is from RefSeq and is a predicted model, not a curated record.
CCNCUCUCUCUCUCUCUCUCUGAAUGUGAGCAGCUUGCCUCCAGAAGCUGGAAUAGAAACUACAGACUGUGAGUGAUUGAAGUCACUACCACACCCUCCCCUCCCAUGGCUGCUGCAGCUUCCCAUUUGAAGUUCCUUCUCACCCCUCUAACGCUUACACUUGCGUUGCUCCUCCUUCCUUGUGCCUUCUCCCACUCUCUAUCCCUCAAGGCACAAGCUUCUCUUCUGGUUUCCAUCAAACAGUGUUUCGAUCAACCCACUCCCUUGCUCCUGGACUGGAAUGCUUCAAAUUACUCUUCCCUCUGCUCUUGGACUGGAAUUCAAUGCGACCACAUGAACACAUCACUAGUGUCGCUGGACAUUUCCAAUUCCAACCUCUCCGGGACCUUCCCCCCUCUAAUUCACAACCUAACCAACCUUCGCUGUCUCAACAUCUCCAACAAUCAGCUCCGCGGACAACUCCACUGGGACUACUCUCAACUCAAACUGCUGCAGGUAUUUGAUGCUUACAAUAACAACUUCAAUGGGUCGCUCCCUACGGCCGUCCCUCAACUUCCCAGUUUAAAGCAUUUAAAUCUUGGCGGAAAUUUCUUUAGCGGUGGAAUCCCCCGAAGCUAUGGUGCGAUGGGGAAGCUCACUUACCUGUCGCUUGGCGGCAAUGACCUGGGCGGUCCCAUUCCCACUGAGCUCGGCAAUCUAACCAACCUACAGCGGCUUUAUUUGGGAUACUUCAAUGAGUUUGAGGGUGGAAUACCCUCUGAACUCGGAAAGCUUGUGAAUUUGAAUCAUCUCGACCUUGCCAGUUGUAGUUUACGGGGUCCAAUCCCACCCGAGUUGGGGAACCUCAACAAGUUAGACACUCUGUUCUUGCAGACAAAUCAGCUCACUGGUUCUAUUCCUCCUCAGUUGGGCAACUUGAGCAGCUUGGUUUCGCUUGACCUCUCCAACAACGAACUAACUGGAGAGGUCCCCCUUGAAUUUGCAAACCUCCGCCAGCUUUUGCUCUUGAACUUAUUCAUCAACAAGUUUCAUGGAGAGAUUCCUGAGGCUCUAGCCGAUCUUCCCAAGUUGGAGGUUCUGAAGGUGUGGCAAAAUAACUUCACUGGAGCCAUUCCAUCAAAGCUUGGUGAGAAUGGGAGACUGACGGAGCUUGACUUGUCCACCAACAAGCUCACAGGACUGGUCCCGGAGCGUCUGUGCUUGGGAGGAAGGCUAAAGAUCUUGAUUUUACUGAACAAUUUUCUGUUUGGGCCUCUGCCACGUGAUCUAGGACGAUGCCAGACGCUUGUGAGAGUUCGGAUGGGCCAGAAUUAUUUGACGGGGCCAAUCCCAGAGGGGCUGCUUUACUUGCCACAGCUCUCCCUCGUGGAAUUGCAGAACAACUACCUGAGUGGACCCCUUCCACAAGAUAUGCGAAUGCGUCCACUCCCAUCUAAACUCGCCCAGCUAAACCUUGCCAACAAUCGUUUUUCUGGAUCCCUUCCCACCUCCAUCGGAAACUUCACAAACUUGCAGAUUCUGCUUCUGCCUGGAAACCGUUUCUCCGGGGACAUUCCUUCUGAAAUAGGCAAACUGCGAAAUCUUCUCAAGCUAGACAUGAACAGCAACAACUUCUCCGGUACAAUCCCACCUGAACUGGGUGCUUGUGUCUCCCUCACUUACCUGGAUUUGAGCCUUAAUCACCUAACCUCUCCAAUCCCAGUUCAAAUCUCACAGAUUCGCAUCUUGAAUUAUCUGAACCUGUCUUGGAACCAUCUGAACCAGAGCCUUCCGAAGGAAAUUGGGUCCAUAAAGAGCUUGACUUGUGCGGACUUUUCCCACAAUGACUUGUCUGGUCCUAUUCCCGAAACUGGUCAGUUUCUACUCUUCAAUUCCACAUCCUUCGAGGGCAACCCUCAACUGUGUGGAUCCGCGUUGAAUCCCUGCAACGUGUCAACCUCUAAGUCUCAAACCUCAACGCCCGCCAAUUCCCAAACUGUUGGGAAAUAUAAGCUUGUGUUUGCUUUGGGACUGUUGAUGUGUUCAGUAAUAUUUGCAGCUCUGGCAAUUAUUCAGACAAGGAAGGCCAAGAAGAAAUCAAGUUCGUGGAAGCUAGCAGCAUUCCAGAAGCUGGAAUUUGGAAGCAAGGACAUCAUAGAGUGCGUAAAAGAGAACAACAUAAUUGGAAAAGGUGGAGCUGGAAUUGUGUACAAAGGAGUCAUGCCAAGUGGAGAACAAGUAGCCAUAAAAAAACUGUUGGCCAUAAACAAGGGAUCCUCCCAUGACAACGGUCUGUCGGCGGAGAUACAGACGCUGGGCAAAAUCCGUCAUAGGAACAUCGUGAGAUUGCUUGCAUUUUGCUCCAAUAAGCAGACCAAUCUGCUGGUUUACGAGUACAUGCCCAAUGGAAGUUUAGGAGAAGUUCUCCAUGAAAAGAGGGGUGGUUGCCUGAAAUGGGGAACCAGGCUGAAGAUAGCUAUAGAAGCGGCCAAAGGGCUUUGCUAUUUGCACCAUGAUUGUUCCCCCCUAAUAAUUCAUAGAGACGUCAAGUCCAACAACAUUCUGCUCAACUCAGAUUACGAGGCUCAUGUAGCGGACUUCGGGUUGGCCAAGUUCUUGCAAGACAACGGAACAUCGGAGUGCAUGUCUGUCAUAGCCGGUUCUUACGGGUAUAUUGCUCCAGAAUAUGCAUACACGUUAAAAGUGGAUGAAAAAAGUGAUGUUUAUAGUUUCGGCGUAGUGUUGCUGGAGCUUAUAACAGGACGAAAGCCCGUGGGCAAUUUCGGGGAAGAUGGUUUGGACAUCGUCCAAUGGACUAAGAUCCAAACCAACUCUACUAAAGAAGGAGUUGUUCAGAUAUUGGAUCAAAGGUUGAGUAACAUACCUAUAGAUGAAGCAAAGCAGAUGUUUUUUGUUGCUAUGUUAUGCGUCCAAGAGCAUAGCGUGGAGCGGCCAACAAUGAGAGAAGUGCUUCAAAUGCUUGCACAAGCCCACCAACCAAAUACCUUCCACAUGCAUUGACCUCAACUAUUUGCCUAUACUCAAAUAUCAACGCCAUAGCCAACGAUAGAUUGAAGAUUCAGUAAAAUUCUACAUGAGCUGCAAUCUUAGCCUCUAGUUCACCGGUUAUAUGAUGCUAAAUGGGGUUGUUGUGAUCGAAGAUGGCAUGCCGAUGAAAGUUUGUCCUUUUCUUUUUCUCUUGUUCUUUUUCCACAUUUCAUUUUCGGUUAUAUAUAAAUAUGUGUGUGUGUGUGUGUGUCAAAGUGGUGAUGAUUGUGGGAGCGGUUGACAUGAAGCUUUGUUUCACUAUGCGAGGCACUGCAUGCUGCCUCACUUCAAUGUAGCAAACAGCAUUUCAUGGCAAUAAAACAAAACACAGCCAAUCAAGAGCUACCCAACAAGCAAACGUCAAAGAAGAAUUGAAGAGUGACUUCAAACAAUCAAAAUGAUCUAAACAAUAACGACAAGAAAAUAAUGCUGAUCAGCACAUCAAAACAAGAACGGAUGUCUGUGUUGGGUUCAAGAUAAGUGUGUUCUUCAAUAGAUGCAACGAACCAACUACUAUAACUUGUAAUGAGUAAACUGUGUUGGGUUCAAGAUAGGUGGGUUCAAGACCGUUGCAUCAAUUUCUUUUUCAAGCGGGCUUUGUUAAAUUGUCGCUGCCUUGUGGGUACCUUUCCGGUUGAUCAGAUCUUAAAGUCGAAUCAAUUUUCUCUACAAA